Messenger RNA from Drosophila grimshawi, 1242 nucleotides. RefSeq lists its product as uncharacterized. Bases 95 to 1156 code for a protein of 353 amino acids. The transcript has 4 exons. The record is from RefSeq and is a predicted model, not a curated record. NCBI's taxonomy places the organism in Eukaryota, Metazoa, Arthropoda, Insecta, Diptera, Drosophilidae.
AGGCUUUGUGGGCGCCCAUUUAAUUUAAACAUUAAUUUACAAAGCAAAUGGCAGCAAAUUCUUAGUGAAAAGUUAAAAAAUAAAAAUAAAAAAAAUGGUAAUGAAACGAUUAAAAUGUGAUCUUAGUCCAGAGCUUACAACCUGCUUAAGACUUGCCGACAGUGUCCGUCCCGAUUGCUGUACCAUUCGGGAGCGUAUACCAUACGAUGCCGAAUGUUUUGUCAGGGAUAUCUGCAAGGAGCUAAAGAAUCUCUAUCAACGGCAUGAGAAAAGUUUCACAAAGCGAAUGCGUAUUUUGGAAUUGGCAGUACCCAGAAGGCCCCUGUGCCGUUUUAUACCAAAAUGUGCCUGUCCCUUCACGAAAACAAUUGAGAUCAUUCCAGCCCAAAUGCCCAUGCACACCCGGACCGAGCAACUCGCUUUGCCAACGGUCCGACGGUUGCUCUGUCGUUUAAAAGAGGCAAUUCGUAUCGGUGAUAAAAUUGGCGAGAGUAUUUUAAAUCGAUGGCUACGCAGCAGUUACCUUUCACUGUACAGUCGAUUGGCCAACUUGCAGCCGUUACAGAAGCCGGUAGAAAAAAAGAAGCUUACCGAUAAACAAUUGAAGAAACACAAUAAAUAUAUCAAGAAACUGGCGAAGCCGAAAGUUCCCAUCAAGCCACCAAAACCGGAACGGAAAGCGGGCGAGAUAGAUCAGCGCCGUCUCAAGAAACUAUCGAGUCCCAAGACAUACCUAGAGGACAUCAAGCCAGAGUGGGAGAUCACACCCGGUAUGCGUAAGUACAAGGCGACGGAUCGUGUUAAGAUCUUGGCCAAGCCAGUGGAACGCCCAAAUGUGCACACUAAUGUGAAUCCGGAAAAGAUCUCUCCCACUGCUCUGAAGUACAAACCGAGCGCGCGCAUCAAGGAGAUGUCGCAACCGCUGGCGAAGCACGAGGCCAAUUUGGGGCCAGGCGAUUUGAAGGACGAUCCGUUUGCCAUAUCACCAAACGCUCUCAAAUACAAGACAUCGGCGCGUAUGAAGGAGCUAGCCGAGCCAAAGGAGUUCGAAAAUACUCAUAUACGCGAGAAUCCUUUUGCCAUUUCACCGGCGGCACUCAAGGCCAAAGCCUCGCCGCGGCUUAUAGAAUUGGCCAAGCCCAAAGGCUCGACCUAAACAUUGUACAUGUAGUUGACUUGUUUGGUAUUACGUAUUUUGGUCCCUUCCUCGCUCUCACUUUAUAAAAUAAAACGUGAAAUGUU